Sparassis crispa is the source of this 651-nucleotide messenger RNA. RefSeq names its product Probable prefoldin subunit. Gene Ontology annotation, molecular function: tubulin binding. Lineage: Eukaryota; Fungi; Basidiomycota; Agaricomycetes; Polyporales; Sparassidaceae. Gene Ontology annotation, cellular component: cytoplasm; prefoldin complex. The transcript has 5 exons. The record is from RefSeq and is a predicted model, not a curated record. Bases 1 to 651 code for a protein of 216 amino acids. Gene Ontology annotation, biological process: tubulin complex assembly; protein folding; microtubule-based process.
AUGGCCUCUACGGUUGCUCAAAAUCAAGAGAAGAAUCCCCGUGGCAUUCCGAAGGCGCCUUUCAUCGCUGAUGUAGACGAAUACCUAGGUCCGCAUCCGGACCCAGAGACCUCUCUAAAAGAGUUCCAAGCAGCCCUUGCAAAAUAUCGGUACAUGGAUCAUAAUCUUGCCCAGCGUCGGCGUGGUCUGGAAGAGAAGAUUCCUGAUAUCAAGAAGACCUUGACCAUGGUGGAAUUUCUGCAUGAGAGGAGAGAAGGCAAGGGAAGGCCUGGUGAAGAAUGCGACGAGGACGACGACCUGGAAGAUGAUGAGGACACAUCCUCAAAGAAGCUCACGCGAACUACUUUCGAGUUGAAUGAUACCCUGUUUGCAGAGGCGGAGUUAGAAGACACGGAUACAGUCUAUCUCUGGCUCGGGGCGAAUGUAAUGCUAUCUUACAAGCUUCCAGCUGCGAUAGCACUAUUAUACGAUAAGCUGAAGGCUGCAGAAGGCAGUUUGGAGGGUGUGGUAGAGGAUCUGGAGUUCUUGCGAGAGCAAAUCACAGUAAUGGAAGUGAACACAGCAAGGGUGUAUAAUUGGGAUGUAAAGCGGAGGAGGGAAGUGAGAGAAAGGGAAGUGAGAGAAGGGAAAACAGACGACAAGGUUGGGUGA